AGUAUUCUUAUAAAACAACAGUAAUAUUUUUGAUUCUGUAUAGGAAAAAAGAAAAAAAAAUCCUGUUGUUGUUAAAAAAAUCAAGUAAAUAUUAUGUUUACUGUUGUUUGUAAUUUUUUGCAAAAAAUGAAUGGUUAUUAUAAAUCACAAUUAAUUUACGAUUACGAAGCAGAAAAUAAACGUAUUCUUACAAUUAGACCAUGGCAAAUUGAGAAUUUUUUUAAAAUCAUUGACGAAGAUUUAGUUGCAUUUUUAAAAUACGAUAAAUGUUAUCGAUUAGCUGAUAAUUAUCUCAUAGCAAUGGUUUUUGUUUAUUUUAUAAGAGCAGAUCUUCCUGUUGAUGAAUAUACAGCUAUUAAUUUUCUUGUUGCUUUACAUUUAGCUUUGGCUAUGGAAGAGGACGACGAUGAUGUUCUUCAGGAUGUUCAACUUUGGUUAGAAACUGAAGAUGAAAAUUUGGACAUUUUUUGUUUACAAAAAUAUCUCUUUCGACAAAUUGGAUAUCGAGGAACAAUAUCGCGAACAUGUUGUGAAACUGUAAUGCGAAAAAUAAAUCCAAAUCACGAAAUUUGGAAGAGACAUAGACACAUAAAUCAUUCCGGUGCUGUGAGUCAAUCUAAAAGACGAAGAAUUCGUUGUCCAAGAUGUUGUUAAAGAUUUUUUUGUUUUACCAAGCGUUUAAAAAAAAUAUUUUCUAAUUGAUCUCAUUUAAAAUCGAUAACUUAUAUAAAGAGAAAUAAAAAAAAAAAAAUUCUUAUAAGAAAACUUAUUUUUCUAAAAAAGGGAGACAAUUUUCUUUAAAGUCGAAAAAAGAUAAAUAGAAAGUUUUCCGUUAUGUAUAUAUAAUAUAAUAUAUAUUACACGAUUUAUUGUUCUAUAAAAAAAAAGUACAAUAAUACAUGUGUAUUUUUAAUAUCAGAGUAAUUUUUUGAUGUAAAUACAGCAAAUGCCAUUAUUUUUCACGCAUAAUUAUUAAGUUAAAUACUACAUUCAGAAUCGUUUCAUUUUCCAAUCAUUUUUUAGUCUAAUGAAAACUCUUUAAUUUUCAUAUAUUUUUCUUAAAGAGGAAAAUAAGAACCUCUUUCUAUUUAUCAAAAAAAAAUAAGAAUAAUUUGCGAUUUCAAGACCAAAAGAAUUCCUAUUAGCUUCCCCUCUAAACAAAAGAAAUAUACACAAAAACAAAACAAAAAAAAAAUUGAAUACUUUAUGAAGCAAGUCUCAAAAAUAUUUCAAUUCGAUCAAAGUAUUUCUAAUUUAAUUAUCAUUUUGAAAAAUUUACAGUGAGACUAUUUUUUUCAAAAUAAUUUUUGUUUUUCUAAAUACUAAAAAAAAGCUUUGUCUUUUUUUCGCGAGGAAUUUUAAAUAUUAUAUAUAUAUAUAUGUAUAUGUAUAAAAAAAUAAUAUAUUAUAAAAAAAAGUAAAUCACACUGAAACAUUAUUUUGUUUCUUAAAGAAUUAAACCUGUACAUGAAUAGAAGUUAGUUUUUUUUUUUU
This is a messenger RNA of Leptopilina boulardi, 1494 nucleotides long. RefSeq names its product speedy protein A-like. Gene Ontology annotation, biological process: positive regulation of cyclin-dependent protein serine/threonine kinase activity. The transcript is spliced from 4 exons. Bases 94 to 654 code for a protein of 186 amino acids. The record is from RefSeq and is a predicted model, not a curated record. NCBI's taxonomy places the organism in Eukaryota, Metazoa, Arthropoda, Insecta, Hymenoptera, Figitidae. Gene Ontology annotation, molecular function: protein kinase binding.